Molecule: messenger RNA, 3422 nt
Organism: Corticium candelabrum
Lineage: Eukaryota; Metazoa; Porifera; Homoscleromorpha; Homosclerophorida; Plakinidae
Exons: 8
Coding region: 254-3190 (978 amino acids)
Cellular component (GO): membrane
Molecular function (GO): oxidoreductase activity
Source: RefSeq, a predicted model, not a curated record
CACACACACAGUUCAACAGAAAACUGCAUGAACUCAUUCCAUUGUCUGUGGUCUACGUAUCCGUCUCAAACACCACGCACAGACGCAUGAUUGUGGAAGUGCCUUCCUACAACAAAGCACUGAUUGUUACGAAUUUCACCGCGAACACUUUACUGAACACAUUGCCUACGUACAAAUUACGCUUGCGGCAUUGUUCGUCGGCUACAAGUGCAGAUGCAAUUCGGUACUUCAUCACAGUUAGGAUCAAGCCAGCAUGGAUGUGACUAGAAGACUCUCACUUCAGUUGGCAGUUUGUGCAUUUAUUGCUGUGUAUGUGCACGUUUUGGUCAAUGCAGAUUCCGUUAGCGUCAAUGCUGCAAAGUUAAAUCAGAAGUUUUUCUCGAUCUUUACCGACGGAUUCGAAGAUUUAAAUGCCAGACCUGUCUUUCGAGGAGGAUCUCGUUCAACUCCGGAUCCCAACAAGAUUGAUCUUCUCUUUGUUAUGGACAAUUCCGGUAGCAUCGGCAGUGCCAACUUCGUUAAGCAAAAAUACUUUGUCAGUCUGAUGAUCGACCACGCCUUAACGGUCACAUGCACCAAAUCGAUCCGAGUCGCAAUUAUCAGUUUUGCUGCGUCGUCCCAGAUUACGGUCGAAUUUGACUUCAAUGAUUACUCGGGAUCGGCGACUCCUCGCUUUGAUCUGAAGAAUGCAGUCAAUGGUAUUGUCUACGUGCAUGGGUGGGCUACUAAUACUGCAGGAGCUUUAGACGAAGCACAUUCUCUAUACAAUGACGCGUCUAGAGGAGCGAGAUCGGAUGCGACCAGAGUUGUUUUUGUGCUUACCGACGGAAGAUCAAAUCAAGGUGGAGCUCCAGGUCCCAAGGCAGACGUUCUACAAAACACAGACGGUGCUGAGGUUUUUGCGGCGGGCGUGGCUAAUUUUGGCUCCACGAGCAGUGACAACGAGUUGAAUGCCAUCGCUUCACCUCCUGACGACGAUCACAGGUUAGAAGUAGAUGAUUUCGACGACAUGGACGACAUCGCUGCUGAAUUUGGCGCAAAAUUGAGGUGUAAUGUGAUUGACUUGGCAACUCAUCGACCGGAAGACUGGAACUCUAUUGUGGCCGGAUUCAAAACCAUUAAGCAAAAUGGUGUCAUCAACGAUCUCGCAGCACUUCAUAGUCAAGUUUUUUCUGUAUCAAACGCGGCCCAUGGUGGUGCGGGCUUCUUCCCUUGGCAUCGUUCUUUCCUCAGUAUGUUGGAGCACGCUUUACAAAUCGCUCAAAAUGACGUCUCACUUCGUCUCCCAUACUGGGAUUGGUCAGGAGAACAUGUCGCAACGUCGGCCAUUUGGGCUCACUUGGGCAGCGGUUCUCUCAACAACGGAGCCGGUCCCAACGAUUGUGUCAAUAGCGGACACUUCAGUCAAGCGUUGUGGCAUCCCGAUCCAUCCGAAUGUAUCGUACGGAAUGUCUUCAAUCCCGGGCCCGGAAUGCAACAGGCAUCACAAGUACAAUUGAACAAUGAUCGCACGAGCAAUCCAAUCUACGACAACUUCCGUCAGCAGACAGAAUCUGGUGGAGUCCGACACAACACUUUGCACAAUCGAUUUGGAUUCCCUUCCGACAUGGCUGUGGGUGAAUCACCACGUGACCCUCUCUUCUAUUUGCAUCACUGUUUUAUCGACAAACUGUGGUACGACUGGCAAAAAGUGUACGGGGAUGAUGAAAGUAACUAUCCAGCUGACGGCACUCCUGGAUACACACUUAAUAGUAUAAUGAAUUUCUUAACUGCUGCGUAUCCUGGGGGAACAGACCUGUUAAAGGAGUCAGCAUGGAGACAGCCAAAGAAUGUUCUCAAGGUUGGAAACUUGGGUUACACGUAUGCUCAAUCUAGUGGGACACCGUUUGGACGUAAGAAAAGACAGUCGACUAGGCUGGCCGUUUCCUUAGGCAAAAGAUUGAUUCCACAUGACACUAAAAUCGAAGAAUUAUUUACAACUGAACGUCCAUACACCCCUGAGCCCGAUCUGUCCGUCUCCACAAUCAGAGCAAUGAUUGCCAGUAGACGUCCGACGCGCCAACAGGUUGUUCAAUGGGAUUUCGAUACUCAAUGUUGGUUUGAAAGUGAUUUGCUCACACCAAGCCAACGAGCUCAGUGUAUUGAUCGAGGAAUAAUACCUGGUAUUCGUCUUGCAAACGGUCCAAAUCAAUAUGAAGGUCGGGUAGAAAUCUUGGUUGAUGGUCACUACCACGCAGUCUGUUCAGAUGGUUGGGAUAACGUUGAAGCCAACAUUGUGUGUGCCCAACUAGGAUAUUCCACAGGUCAAGCAACCUCAGGAAGCAGAUGGGGCUACAGCAAAAAGCCCUACGUUAUCAGCAAAGUAGGAUGCACGGGCAAUGAAAAAUACAUUCAAGAUUGUCCUCGGUACAACAUAGGAACAACGUACCGAGGUGGAUAUUGUCCCAGUUACCGAUAUGCUGGAGUCAAGUGCAAUCCAGGUGUUCGGCUUACUAGAAAUGGCCUAUCAACAACUAGUCCCAAUGGCUACCUACAAGUUUAUGACAGUUCAACUAAACAAUGGGGUCCUGUUUGUGGCGGAUCGGUCUGGGGUAACAGACAGCGCACGGAUGCCUGCCAACAUGCUGGGUUUGGCCCUGCAUAUUCUAUUUUACACACAGUCUUUGCAAGAAAGACUGCAAGUGGGCCUCAAACCAGUGCUCGUUGCCUCAGCAGCACAAACAAGCAAAUUGACUGCAACCAGGGUGUUCAGUGGGGAGCAUCUACUUGUACAAGAAGCACUGACAAUCUGUACAUCAGCUGUCAAAAAUCAAUCCGUCUUGUUGGUCGCAAUCAAUAUGAAGGUCGAGUGGAGGUAUUCAACCGAGGUGUAUGGGGCACAGUGUGUGACACGUAUUGGGACACCAAUGAUGCUCGAGUCGUGUGCAGGCAGCUGGGGUACAACUAUGGAGGUACAGCAUAUAGCCGUGCGCGCUAUGGUCGAGGCCGUGGUCCAGUCUGGCUUGACAGAAUGAGCUGCUAUGGCAAUGAACGAGCUAUCACAGACUGCAAACACAGUGGGUUUGGGCAAACAAGUUGCUCUCACAACAGAGAUGCAUCAGUUCGUUGCAACCUACCACCUGUCAUCAAAGUUCCAGGUCCUAUCACCAAAGUUGCACGUCGUCUUGAACCAGUUUCGGUUCUUGAGUGAAACAAGUAGCCAAUUGCUAAUGACUUAUAUAAGCAAAUUGAUUUCAACUAAAAGAGCAAUAAUUAUACAAAAAAGUCUGGUGCAUGUAGUAUCAAGGCAAAUAUAGUGUAGUGGUAGGUCUACCCUGCUAGAACAAGUUUUAGUUUUCCCCAGGACAUGUACAUGUUAUGUAGAGUGGUUGCAUGUGUCACAUGUCACACGUUUUCAUUACAGUAUCUACUGCACCACCAUA